AUGGAGAAGGCCAUGGCUAGUUUUUCCUCGUCUGUGGAUGAAUCGCAUUCGGAAGAAGAAUUUCAAUUGUUUAAGACCCAGCUGAACAAGGUUCAAGAUAUGAUCGAAGAAUACAGCAACAAAAUCGUCGACAAGACAUUGUGUUCUGAUGAUCUAGCUAACAUGAAGACAGAAAUGACAUAUUUGACUGAACUUGAGGUGAAAGUGACUUCGGAAAAAAUGAGAGCCAAUUAUGUGACAUACAAAACCAUAUCUUUAAAAAUGGUACAAGAAUCUUAUCGUAUUUGUAACUGGCUUAUGGAAAAGCAAUGCAGUGAAAUGGAUAACAUUUUUGAUAUAGACACAUAUGUUGAUAAAAUUAUUAAAGCAUGUGUUCGUGAAAAAGAUCCUUUGGGCCACAUGGACACUUUAUUCAGAGGUGCCUUCAAAAACAUCCAUUAUUUUAAUCUAAGUUUCUACGGUAACAUUAAAUCAGAAGAGGCUGUUGAAACCCAAGUAUUAACACAAUCAAAGAAAGAAUACAGAAAAUCACAAAAAAGACCGUUAGAAGAACAAGUGGUUCCUGUUGAGGUGGGUAGUGAAACUGGUGACAAUGAAUUACAAAUCACUUUAUUAAGAGUUAAAAACUGUUUGAAGAAAGCUGUGUCAGAUAAUCAAGGAAAUCCAGUACCAUUCCACAAAUUUGCUAUCGAUCCAUUUAGCAUGACAUAUGCAAUAGAAAAUUUAUUUCAUUUGGCUUCAUUGGUGAAAGACGGCGUUGUGAAAGUUGAAACAGUUUCAGAUGAUGAAAAUGAUGAAUUUUCAACAAUAACAUUGGCAAAAAAAAAAAGUACUAAUGACAAAUCUAAAGGAGAUCAAGUCAAAUCAUCUUUAUUCACAAUGAACCAUGAAUUAUGGCAGUAUUAUAUCAAAAAAUAUCAUAUAACUGAAAGAAUGAUCGCACAAGACGAAUAG
Molecule: messenger RNA, 954 nt
Organism: Macrosiphum euphorbiae (potato aphid)
Lineage: Eukaryota; Metazoa; Arthropoda; Insecta; Hemiptera; Aphididae
Source: the annotation of a GenBank genome assembly